AUGGACAAAGAUACUAUCUCAGCAUCUCUCGGAGCGGAUCGUGGCGCUGAUCCCGUCGAAAAGACCCGUAAGAGGACCUUGGGUAACGUCCGUCUUCGCCAUCCCGAGACCAACGAGAUCAUACUCAUACCGACCCCUUCUUCGGACCCCAACGACCCUCUAAACUGGCCCCAGUGGUUCAAGUACUGGAUGGCAGCCGUCAUCUGCUUUGCUAUGCUUAUGUGCAACUUCCUGGCUGCCGGCCCGUCCAUCGCCAUCGUUCAGAUGGCCAUGGAUUUUUUUCCGGGUGCCCAUCCCGGCAAGAGCCCGCAGCUCUUCAACGCCGCGGUGGCCAAGGUUUCUUAUUUCUUCACAACCACCGCCUUGCUCCAAGGUCUGGGAAACUUCGUCUGGGUCCCCAUCGCCAACAAGUACGGCCGGCGGCUGACGUAUGUGCUGAGCUAUGCCAUGUAUUUUGGCACAGCCGUCUGGCUUUGUUUUGAGCGCUCUUAUGUCAACGAGAAGGAUACUUAUCAUCCGUCCCCUAGCACCCAUCACCAUCGCCGACAUGUUCUUCCUCCAUGA
Messenger RNA from Chaetomium globosum CBS 148.51, 564 nucleotides. RefSeq lists its product as uncharacterized. NCBI's taxonomy places the organism in Eukaryota, Fungi, Ascomycota, Sordariomycetes, Sordariales, Chaetomiaceae. Bases 1 to 564 code for a protein of 187 amino acids. The transcript is spliced from 3 exons. Gene Ontology annotation, molecular function: transmembrane transporter activity. The record is from RefSeq and is a predicted model, not a curated record. Gene Ontology annotation, biological process: transmembrane transport.